UCUCAACCCAGGACCCAGCCCUGCAGAGCCAGUACAGUACUCAGGUUUCUAUUCUCUCUGCAAUGGAGCUGAUCUGGAACCUGUGUGAGAUUCUGUUUGUUGAAGCAGUUGCAGCUGGUCCCCUUCUGCUUCGCCUCCUUGACUGGGUUCGACUUCAUGUCUGUGAUGUGGACAACAUGGUCCGUGAAGUUCUGAGCAGUGAAAAUCCAACGAAGCACAAGCUUUUCUGGAAUGUGGUGGAUGUCUUCGUACUGCAAGGCCGAAUGGAUGAAGCACGGCAUUUGCUCUCCAAGGAAGCCACUGCCAAUCCCACGUCCCUGAACAUGUACAAAAUCUUGGAUGACUUGAUGAAAAAGAUGCCUGUGCACAGUCUUAGCAACACCCAGAUGCUGACCGAGAUGGAGCUGAAAUGGCAGCACUGGCAUGAAGAAUGCCAGCGGUACCUACAGGAUGGAACUUUUGCUGCCAAUCCCCACAUGGAAUCCAUCUGCAAGAUCCUGCUGGGAGAUGAAGAUGCCAUACUGCAGAAAAAGGAACUCAUGACUACUUGGUACCACUUCCUGGUUACCCGACUCCUGUAUUCCCAUCCGACUGUGAAGCCAACGGAGCUGCAGUUUUACGCGCAGUCUAGUUUGGACCUGUUCCUGGGUGGAGAAAGCAGCCCUGAGCCUCUGGACACAAUUUUAAUGGCGGCCUUUGAAUUUGAGAUGCAUCAAGUGAUCAAGGAAUGCAGCAUUGCCCUGAGCAACUGGUGGUUUGUGGCUCAUCUGACUGACCUCCUGGAUCACUGCAAACUCCUGCAAUCUCACAACCUCUAUUUUGGUUCAAAUAUGCGUGAAUUCCUUCUGCUGGAGUAUGCCUCAGGACUCUUCUCCCAUCACAGCCUGUGGCAGCUGGGGGUGGAUUACUUUGACCACUGUCCCGAAUACGGCAGGGUGUAUCUGGAGCUCCAUAUUGAACGGAUACCCCUGAACACAGAACAGAAGGCCCUCAAAGUGCUGAGGAUCUGUGAGCAGAGACAGAUGCAUGAACAAGUUCGUAGCAUCUGUAAAAUCAUGGCCAUGAAAGCUCUGCGGAACAAUCGCUUGGGCUCUGCCCUGUCGUGGAGCAUCAGGGCUAAGGAUGCGGCUUUUGCCACGCUGAUAUCGGAUCGAUUCCUGAAGGACUAUUGUGAAAGGGGAUGCUUCUCUGACUUAGACCUCAUCGAUAAUUUGGGGCCGUCCAUGCUGCUGAGUGACCGGCUAACAUUUCUUGGCAAGUACCGAGAAUUCCACCGGCUCUACGGGGAGAAGCGGUUCUCCGAAGCUGCCAAGCUGCUCCUGAUGCUGAUGACGGCUCACAUCGCUCCGUGCUCCUUCUGGAUGACCCUGCUGAUGGACGCCCUUCCCCUCCUGGAGCAGAAGGAGGUCGUAUUUUCAGCAGAGCAGACCUACGAGUUGAUGCGGUGCCUGGAAGACCUGACAGUGCGGAAGUCGGAUAAGCAGAAACUCCAGGAUGACGACGUCGAGUCUACGAAGGUGGAAAUGCUGCGACUUGCUCUCGCGCGGAAUCUUGCACGGGUCAUCGUCAAAGAAGGCACGUUGGAAGGAUCCUGAAGACAGCGACAGGUGCUUUCACCCAUCCUCCGUGGCUCACUGUACAUAAACCUGACUGCUUUUCUAAGAAUAAAUGUCUUGUUUUGCA
Eurypyga helias (sunbittern) is the source of this 1683-nucleotide messenger RNA. It is a transcript of the gene NUP85, whose product is annotated as nucleoporin 85kDa. Gene Ontology annotation, biological process: protein import into nucleus; positive regulation of DNA-templated transcription; mRNA export from nucleus. Gene Ontology annotation, cellular component: nuclear pore outer ring. NCBI's taxonomy places the organism in Eukaryota, Metazoa, Chordata, Aves, Eurypygiformes, Eurypygidae. The annotation marks the transcript as partial. The transcript is spliced from 15 exons. Gene Ontology annotation, molecular function: structural constituent of nuclear pore. The record is from RefSeq and is a predicted model, not a curated record.